AUGCGGGCGAGCGACGAUCCUGUUUCCGAAGCUUCUGCGUCAGCUGAUUUGAAGCUCGAGAAUGAACGCUUGCGAAAAAUGGUGGAGGACUUGCGAGCGCAGGGGACGGAAUCAGGAAUCCCGCCACCUCCGCCGCCGGGCGCACCGCCGUUUCCUUCGAGCCACGCGGAACCUGUGUCACAGAACAACGCCGUGAUGACUGCUUUCCGUGCGUUCGCACAAGACAGCAACGUGGAUGGUCCGCUUUCGUUGACAGCAGUUCAGCAAGCGUCACAGCCCAACAAUCCGGAGAUGGCAUCGAAGAUUUUUUCACCCACGCUGGCGAUUGAGUUCCCGCAAGGUGCAGCCGUGCGGUUCACAGAAGAUGCCGUGCCUUCCUCAUUGCGGGGUCUGCGAGGCGAAAUCCUUGAACGCAUGACGGAUGGAACUGCUCGUGUGCGGUUAAAUGGUGGAGCAAUCGUUCAUUCAGUUCGCGAUGCAUUUCUUCUUCCAGACAUGCGCCAGGGACCGCAACCAGCUUCACCCGAUCGACAACAUUACGUGAACCCCUUGUUGGACGACACGCAGUUGAAAGCACAGGCUUCCAAAGUGCAUAAUGCUUUGGAAUCAUGGUCAAAGCAGUCGUCCAGCGUGCCACAUUGGCCGCGACUGUUUUGGGAAGGCGUGGUGCAAAUGCAGAGCAACGAGCCGCUUCAUCGAGAUUUGCUGCGUGUACUGCAAGCUCACGGUUAUGUGGGAGAUGCGACGAUAUCUGCGCCGCGGACGGAUGCUUUGUUGAAGCAGUUGAAAGAUCUUGGGACUCCCGCGCCGACUGCCGGGUCAGCCGUCGAGUUUUUCUCAGGGCAAAGGAUCACGCCAACAGCUGCUGGACUUGGUGACAUUUCAAGCUGGCACAGCAAGCUUCCAAGUGAUCAUCAGUACGCAGGGCCGGAAAUAUACAGGUCAGUACUGGCAUCGGGCGUGCGGUGUAUGCGGGACUACGUGAACCAGUUUUUCCCAAUCGAUGCUCGCGCGCACAGCAAUGAGUACCUUGAUUUAUUUACACAAGCAUCCACCAUCGAUUUCGCGUUGGCCAAAGCAGCUUCAGAUGACGAAAUUUUGGAAACCCUGGGAACCAAUGACCAGCUAGAGAUUUCACUCCGACGAAUUGCUGCGUACGUUCACAAGAAAAGAACUGGCGAUGCGGAUGCCGCAAUGCGCAUUCUGGCAGUGCAGCCCCCCGGGUCAGGCACUGACAUUGCCCCUCAUUGGCUUGUUACCGAGGCAUCGGCUUACAGUCAAGCCGAAUACAAGCGACGUGAAAGGGCAAGAGCUCAAAAGGGGCCUGGCGCGAAAGGGGCUGACAAAGGAGCUGGAAAAGGCAAGGGCCGGGGUGGCGCAAAGAGCCACCCGAAGGCUAAAGCAGACAAAGUCCCACAUGUGCCGGGUUGA
Symbiodinium natans is the source of this 1431-nucleotide messenger RNA. Lineage: Eukaryota; Dinophyceae; Suessiales; Symbiodiniaceae. The record is from the annotation of a GenBank genome assembly.